GCAAGUGAUUGAACAGAAAGCGAUCAUGUGAUUUCUGAAAACAGCUUGCCUCAAUGCAUUGCAUUGGAGCCUCUGAGAGAUACGUUUCAUUGAUGCUGGAACAAGGAAAUGGGAAACUUAUGAGAAACACAGACAGGGACAAAACAACCCAACCUUUAAAGUCAACUCUAGCUCAGCCUGGAUUUGAAGUUGCAAAAGUUAAGGUGGAAGAAUCGCUUUCAUCUGCGCAUCAUGUCUCUGACAGUGUCUCAGGUUGAGGGAAUGACGGUCAUCACUAUCACCUCAAACCCAAAGAGCAAAUGUCCCGGACUGUGUCAGAUUCUGGUUUCUCUGUUCUGCAGUCCAGUGAGUUUUGUAUCUGAGGAUAUGAAAGAAAAGCUGACAGACACCCAGAGAACUUUUGGGAUUAUACAGAGAGUAGUUGCAGUCAUGAAUUUGGUAUUGGGAUGUAUUGGCUUCAUCUUUUAUAUGACUUUUGGGUGGGCCAGCAAUAUGGAGUCCUUCGGAGGACUAAAUAUGACAGUGAUGGUGUUGGCGAUUCUUCAGCUCUGCGUGGCUGUCAGUUUCUUGGUUCUGACUUUAAAAUCUUUGUUCAAGAGGGGUGGGAGUGCAAAGUUGGUGGAGAACAAAACUUCCGAAUCCAGAAAUGGAAUAUGCCAAUAUCCAUUUCCAUUUGUUCACAGCUGUAACAUGACUCUUACAGUGUCUCAGGAUAUUACAGAGAAGCUGGCGGACACACACAAAGCGCUUGGAAUGCCACAGAUAAUAAUCGGUGUCAUGAAUAUCACAAUGGGUUGUUUUGGCUUUGUUUCUUCUUUUUGGAUCGGUGGUGUGUUCAUUGUUGUUGGAGUCAUGUGUGUUCUUGCAGUCAAGUUUCCUAGUCCUAGGCUGCUUGUGUGUCUAGUGAUUCUGAACAUCAUCAGUGCUGCACUGGCUAUCACUGCUGUUGUGCUGUAUUCAAUGGACCUGCCAAUGGAAAACAGUUUAGACUGUCCUUAUCCUCAUUAUUAUUCUUAUCGGCGUGACUUUGAGACCUGUUUGUACUACCGAGAUCUCAAACAGAUAAUCGUCGGAGGACUGGAUAUCAUGAUGAUAGUGUUGUCGGUCCUUCAGCUCUGUGUGACCAUCAGCUUCUGUGUUUUGACUGGGAAAGCUUUUUGCAACAAUGAUGAUGCAAAGUCGGUGGAGGAUCCAGAACUUCACAAGCCGCUCCUGGAAGACGCCGCUGUCGCUCCUGCAUGACAUGAGUGAUAAAGACAAACACAUAUUUUUAUUUGAACACAUUUUCUUUGUUUUUGUAAUUGAAAAUGAAAUGAUUCAUGUUACAUAUUUUAGUA
Messenger RNA from Pimephales promelas (fathead minnow), 1337 nucleotides. The record is from RefSeq and is a predicted model, not a curated record. Lineage: Eukaryota; Metazoa; Chordata; Actinopteri; Cypriniformes; Leuciscidae.